Messenger RNA from Naegleria fowleri, 666 nucleotides. RefSeq lists its product as uncharacterized. The transcript has a single exon. The record is from RefSeq and is a predicted model, not a curated record. Bases 1 to 666 code for a protein of 221 amino acids. Lineage: Eukaryota; Heterolobosea; Eutetramitea; Acrasida; Naegleriidae.
AUGCCGUUUCCAAUUGAUUCUUGCAAAAACAAGCAAGAAACCAACACAUCUUUAAAGAAUCUGUCAUUAACUCCUCCAAAAGACUUUGCCUUUGUGCAAGUCUCCUUUAUGAAGGAAUCGAAUGCAUCGACUUGUUUAUUGGCAAAUCCUUUUCAACAACCACUUUCUCAAGACUUGACUUUGGUCGAAUACAGAAAUGCAACCGUUUCCACUGUUUCAAAGAGUCACCAAAGUCGACAUGGAUGUACUUCUUCCUUAUCAUCCAUGCAUGGCCCAAAGAUCUCUUCCGAAGCAGAACCCUCAUCAUCGUAUAACACUUCCUCGAAAAGAUACAGACGUCGUCGAAUACAAGUUCCAGUGUUUCAUUGGACUCUCAAAAAGCAAAUACAUUCCACAGCAGGAGAGAUCUCUCAUGCUGAUUCUCCUCAAAAAGCAGGAGAACAUUCCCACAAUCAACUACCCCAAUAUAAACGUGAAUGGACAUCCGAGAAGGCUUCAAAAGAAGCAGAGAAGGUGCCAGAAGGAACCCUUUCCAAACGAAAAGAAUCCUCUCAGGAAGCUCUCUCGUUGAAGAACUCUCCUUCCAAUGUGAUGAUCCUACCAAAGAGAAGGAGAAGAACCAGCGUAUUCACCAUUCAUGAAUUAUUAGAUCCAUCAAUUCAUUGA